CUUUUUCACCUGAACACCAACGACGGGAAAUGAUUGAGUCUAAAAACUUCAAUUUUAGUAUAAAUAGUUAAUCUUGGAUUACGAUUAAGUAUCAGUUCAAUCGUUGACAAUUCAGAGUUAACAAUCAACUAAACUUUUAUUAGAAAGUUUUUAGUAACUUUUUUCUUUGUGUUUUCCAAAUCUAAAUCAUUAAUUGGAUUAAAUUGUUCACCAUUUUUCAUUAAUUGUGCAACGUUAAUAGCGACAAAUCUUUAGCCCAAAAUGAAUAUGCGAUUGGUUUUCCUUUUAGCCAUUUUCUCAAUGGUUCUCAUAAGCUUUGGUAAUUGUCAAUCAGAAGCUGAUCCUAAUGAAUUAGAAGAUGCUGAAGAUAAUUUUGAGGAUGAGGAAGCUGAAGAAGGUGUCGAGACUCGAGCCAAGAGAGAGAUCGGCUCAGAUUUAGAAGAAGCUGAAACAGGUUAUGGCGGUAAAGGAGGUGCUGGUGUUGUCGCUCACAAGGGAGGUAAAAAAGGAGCCGCUGCUGCAGGUUUCAAAGCUGGAAAAGCUGGCAAAGCUGGAUUCAAAGCCGGAGCUGCUGGUAAAAAGGGUGCUGCCGCUUUCGGUGCUGCUGGAGCCGCUGGAGGCAAGAAAGGAGCCGCUGUUAAGAAAGGAUUUGCCGCUGGUGCAUUCGGUAAGAAAUUCGGAAAGAAAGGAGGAUUCGUGAAAGCUGGAGGUGCUGGAUACAACAAGAAAAUCGGAGUAAUCAAGAAGUUCGGAGUUAGCCAAGGAUUCAAAUUCGGAAAGGCCGCUGGUUUCGGUGCUGCUGGUGGAGCCAUGGGUGGUAAGGCUGCUAAGGGUGGUUUCGCUGGUGCCGCUGGUGCUGCAGGAUUCAAGAAGGGCGCUAAGGGAGGCAAGAAAGGAUUCGCUGCUGGUGCUGGAUUCAAAGCCGGAGGAAAGGCAGGAGCCGCUGGUUCAGCUGGAUUCAAGAAGGCCGCUGGUGCUGCAGGAGCCGCUGGUGUCAAGAAAGGUGUCGCCGGAGGCAAAGGUUUCUUGGGUUAAUCUAAUUAAUCCAUUAUCAAAAUCCAUCUCCAAUAGAUGAAUUAAUUGCUCCAAUUGGCUCAUAAAAUUCAUCAAACUGGUGGGAAACAAUUAACUUUUUCUACUACGAUAUAAAUUAGAUGCAAAUACAAUUAUAUAAUAGAUAACUAUCAAUACUUACAGCACCAACUGUGAUUAUAAUACUCCAUUAACUCUGUACAAUAUCAACAAUCAACAAUUAGCAUCAAUCAAUUAUCCUUGUAACUUAAUUGUAUCACAAUGGUUAAUGAUUGAUGAUGAAAAUACUCCCAAUCCUUAGUUUACUGUUCACCAAUCUUGUAGAUGUAAAUUGUUCACAAUUAACUUCCUCUCCGAAUUAUUAUCCAAUCUGUAUAAACAAAAUAUUAAUAGUUAACAAUUAGCCUUUA
Molecule: messenger RNA, 1442 nt
Organism: Panonychus citri (citrus red mite)
Lineage: Eukaryota; Metazoa; Arthropoda; Arachnida; Trombidiformes; Tetranychidae
Exons: 4
Coding region: 262-1035 (257 amino acids)
Source: RefSeq, a predicted model, not a curated record